This is a messenger RNA of Penicillium nucicola, 1488 nucleotides long. Its product is annotated as S-adenosylmethionine-dependent methyltransferase. The transcript is spliced from 3 exons. Gene Ontology annotation, cellular component: nucleus. Bases 1 to 1488 code for a protein of 495 amino acids. The record is from RefSeq and is a predicted model, not a curated record. Gene Ontology annotation, molecular function: protein binding. NCBI's taxonomy places the organism in Eukaryota, Fungi, Ascomycota, Eurotiomycetes, Eurotiales, Aspergillaceae.
AUGGCUUCGCGUAUUUCUUUGCCCUCGGUGGAAACCAGGACUGUUCCCCGUGCCACUCCCAAUGGCAUGGGCAACGGUCUGUUUGCAACCACCGACAUCAAGCCCGGUGAAGAUGUUUUACAUAUCAAAACACCAUUUGUGGCUGUUCUUGAUUCACCACGACUUGAAGACACGUGUGCUGGCUGCUUUGGCAAAAGGCAAAUGGAGACUGGGAAUGAAUUGAAGGCUUGUACUGGGUGUCGAGUGGUCAAGUAUUGUGAUAGGGCCUGUCAAAGCAAAGACUGGAAAUUUGCUCAUUCGCUUGAAUGUCCUAUUUUCAAGAAUCUCAAGCCCAUGAUUCUGCCUAAUAAUGCUCGUGCACUGUUGCGUAUAGUGCUGCGAACUUCAAAGAACAAAUACAGUGCUGAGGAGACCAAGGUCUUUGACGAUCUGGAAACUCAUAUCAAUGAGGUCCAGGAGAGUCAAGGUCAGCUUGAUAAGAUCACUUUGACUGCAAGAGCUGUGAAAAACUACUCCGGUACAGAUGUGGAUGAAGCAACUGUUUCUACCUAUGCAGCCAAGCUGGACCUCAAUUCUUUCAAUCUCACCACCUCCCUGUACGACCGCAUCGGUCUGUACUUACACCCAUAUGCCGGCUUGAUCAACCACAGCUGUGAUUACAACGCCACAGUUGGAUUUGACGGGGAAGAACUAUACGUCAAAGCCAUGCGUCCCAUUGAGAAGGACGAGCAAAUAUUCAUUUCAUACAUUGACACCACGACACCAUACGAUAUCCGCCGCAACGAAUUGAAAGAGCGAUACUUCUUCGAUUGCCAAUGUAACAAAUGUGCCAAGGGUACAGACACACUGGAAGACAAAUUCAUCUCGACGCCCGAAGACAUGACGCCUCUCGAGACUGCCGAGCGAGAAGCCCUGCAACUCUUGCAAACAGCCACUGCAUCCAGCACAGAAGCUUCAGUCACAAUCGAACAAUUAGAAGCUGCCAUGCACACCCUUCACGAAACCGGAAACUGGCCUCUCACGCGCCAGCCCUACGCAUCUCUUCGCGACAAGCUCAUUAUCUCUCUGCUCACCGAAGGAAACUUCACUCGGGCUUUCAUCCAUUCUGCCAUUCGAUACACGAAGAUAGACCCCGUUGUCUACGACAAGGCGCACCCAAUCCGACACAUCCACGCCUGGAGUCUAGUCCGACUCACGGUUUUACUCUCACAGGAUGGAUUCUCGGCGAACCCUAAAGAUCCUGUCCAGGUGAAGGAUUUCCGGUUGAACCUCCACUACUUGAUUUGGUACAUCCUUGCUGAACUUACAAGCACCCAGCUGGAGAGCUGUACUGUCCCUAGCUUCCGAAAGCUGGUGAGCAACCAGUUUGUUCAGGUUCACAACGAGCUCAAGGCCAAUGGCAUCGAUCCUACCAAGUCUCGAGCUUCUCUGGCUGCUGAGAUGAAUAAGCUGGAGAAAAUGGUCACUCAAGCGUUGGCGAAGGAGUAG